This is a messenger RNA of Arachis stenosperma, 1360 nucleotides long. RefSeq names its product probable serine/threonine-protein kinase WNK11. Bases 156 to 1052 code for a protein of 298 amino acids. The record is from RefSeq and is a predicted model, not a curated record. The transcript is spliced from 3 exons. Lineage: Eukaryota; Viridiplantae; Streptophyta; Magnoliopsida; Fabales; Fabaceae. Gene Ontology annotation, cellular component: cytoplasm. Gene Ontology annotation, biological process: intracellular signal transduction; protein phosphorylation. Gene Ontology annotation, molecular function: protein serine/threonine kinase activity; ATP binding.
UCUCCUUUCAUCUAAUUCUUCCACUUACCCUUUUUUUUCUCUCUCCUCUUUUUAGUAUUUUUCUGCAUAAAGUUGCAGACUUUGGCGUCUCCUCUUUCCCCUUGAGGCUCCAAGUCAGUGAAUUUUUUCAUGGUGUUUGAUGUUUUGUGUCACAGAUGCCAAGUGUUAAUCCUGAUCCAAGUGACAAAGAUGCUGAGCCUUUUGUUGAAGUUGACCCUACUGGACGCUAUGGUAGAUACACAGAGCUAUUAGGAUGUGGUGCUGUGAAGAAAGUGUACCGUGCAUUUGAUCAAGAAGAAGGUAUAGAAGUUGCAUGGAACCAAGUGAAGCUGAGAAAUUUCUGUGAUGACCCUGCCAUGGUGGAUAGGCUUUACUCUGAGGUGAGGCUUCUGAGAAGCUUAGCACACAAGAACAUCAUUGCACUCUACAGUGUUUGGAAGGAUGAGAACAAGAACACACUGAAUUUCAUCACUGAGGUUUGCACAAGUGGGAAUCUGAGGGAGUAUAGGAAGAAGCAUAGACAUGUUUCAUUGAAGGCACUUAAGAAGUGGUCAAAGCAGAUUCUUAAAGGGUUGAAUUAUUUGCACACUCAUGAACCCUGCAUCAUCCAUAGGGACUUGAAUUGCAGCAAUGUUUUUGUCAAUGGGAAUGUUGGCCAGGUUAAGAUUGGUGACUUGGGUUUGGCUGCAAUUGUGGAGAAGAACCAUUCAGCACACUCGAUCCUCGGCACGCCGGAAUUCAUGGCACCGGAGCUAUACGACGAGCACUACACGGAACUGGUGGACAUAUACUCAUUUGGGUUGUGUGUAUUGGAGAUGGUGACACUUGAGAUUCCUUAUAGUGAGUGUGACAAUGUUGCAAAGAUCUACAAGAAGGUUUCUUCUGGUGUGAGGCCAGAUGCACUGAAAAAGGUUAAGGAUCCAGAGGUGAAGGCAUUCAUUGAGAGGUGCAUUGCUCAACCAAGGGCAAGACCUUCUGCUUCUGAGCUUCUUAAGGAUUCUUUCUUUGAUGAACUUGAAGAUGAUGACGAAAAUGAUGAAUCUGAUUUGUGAUUGUUCAUGCUAAAUUUUGUGUUCUAUGUCAGAUAUAAAAAAUCUUCAUGUGUUUUUCUUUACUUUAUUUUUUUUAAUAUAAAGUAUUCAUUUGUCCCCUUUUCCUUUUCCUUCUAGUUUUUGUGUCAAUUUGUCUCUUGGCUAAGACCAAGUCUAUUUUUUUUGGGUAGGGUGUGAAAUUGGAUAAAUUUGAACAUGGCUUAAAGUAGUUCAACCUAGGGAAGGUUUGAUUGGUGAUGUUGUCAUUUUAUAGAUUUUGUACAUAGGAAUUUCUUACUUAUAAUGAUAUAUAGUUUUCUGUUGUUAAA